Molecule: messenger RNA, 6237 nt
Organism: Triplophysa dalaica
Lineage: Eukaryota; Metazoa; Chordata; Actinopteri; Cypriniformes; Nemacheilidae
Gene: ankrd67
Product: ankyrin repeat domain 67
Exons: 7
Coding region: 4736-5992 (418 amino acids)
Cellular component (GO): nucleus; cytoplasm
Molecular function (GO): protein binding
Source: RefSeq, a predicted model, not a curated record
UCAGUUUGCAGGGAGUGUUUGCCAGGCGUCUCACUUUUUGCCGCCUGUUAUGCCAUACAAAUUUGACGUCAUGCACCAUUUUUCCUAUUCUCCAAUCGAAUGAAAGGAGAGGCGGGCCUUCCGAUGGGGUGACGGAACUUUACAGUUGCUUGAAAUGUACGGAGACUGCAAUGAAGAAGGAGAAACUUCUUCUACUCGGUGCUUCGGCGAAUAAUCGAGAUGAAAAAAUCUCUACUUUUCAGAAAGCCGCAGGUCACGUGACAACCAACCAGCCAAUAUUGACAAGCUCAAUGAAAAUGGAGACACAGAUGAUCACAGCAUAACUAAAUAUUGUAGCAGAGUUAUCGCAAGGGGAAGACCUAGGACAUGCUGGAGGGACUAUGUCUCCCGGCUGGCCUGGGAACGCCUCGGUGUCCCCCCGGAAGAGCUGGAGGAAGUGUCUAGGGAGAGGGAAGUCUUGGCAUCCCUGCUUAGACUGCUGCCACCACGACCCGCCCCCGGAUAAGCGGCAGAAAAUGGAUUGAUGGAUGGACGGUAACUGUAAUUAAAUUACAGAAAAGAUCAAAGUAAUCCCUUACUUAACUUUUUCAAGGGAAAAGUAAUUGAAGUACUGUAAUUAAUUUCUUAGUAACUAGUUACACCCAAUACUGGAAGCAUUUUGUUUUUAUUACCUUAUAGAAUGAGCUAAUUCUAUCUAUGAACACUACGGGCCACCUUGCAUAGAAUUUGCCAUGUUGUUUCUACAUUAGCCCUAAAUGGACAAACUGCUCUACAGAGAGCGUUUCGUAAAUACGAAGCGAAAAUGUUGUCCUGUGUCAGUUGGUGUAGUGCUUCGAAAUGUAGGGUGGAGGGAUGGAGUGGGCAAGUGGUUGCACCAUAAACUUUAUGCAUUUAUUUUUUAACUGUAUGAGUGACAUGACUUGGGGCAAAUUUUUUAUCAAAUCAUGAAAGAAUGGCUGUGAGGGGUUUGGAGUUGUUUGAAGGCAUAAUCUGUACAUGUGAUAACAAAAAUUGGCUCAUUGUCUUAAUUUUGGUCGAGCACCACACAAUUGUGGAAGCGCAUCUUACCAAGAUGUAUGAGUGUGUUCUACCAAAGUUUUUUGGUCUCUACACCCACUGUUAAACCAUGACAAAGUCAUUAGAAUCGAAUCCAUUUACAGUCGUGCUCAAAAUUAUUCAACCCCCACUGAAAUUGAUUGUUUUGGUCGGUUUGACAUUGAUUAUGAUCAUUCAGUCCUCCUGCUUGCAAUUAAAUCAAAGAGGCACGUGUAGGUCAAACAAAUAUAACAUAACAUUUAUAAUGAAAUAACCACAAAUGUCUUUUCUGAGCUCACAUCAUUAUCAGUUUUAUUCAACCCCCAAGUGACAUUCAAUCUUAGUACUUAGUACAACAUCCUUUUACAGUUAUAACAGCUUUUAAACGUGAAGCAUAGCUUGACACAAGUGUCUUGCAGCGAUCUACGGGUAUCUUCGCCCAUUCAUCAUGGGCAAAAGCCUCCAGUUCAGUCACAUUCUUAGGCUUGCGCACUGCAACUGUUUACUUUAAGUCCCACCAGAGGUUCUCAAUCGGAUUUAAGUCUGGUGACUGCGAUGGCAAUUUCAAAAUGUUCCAGCCUUUAAUCUGCAACCAUGCUCUAGUGGACUUUGAGGUAUGCUUGGGAUCAUUGUCCUGUUGAAAGGUCCAACGUCUUCCAAGCCUCAGGUUUGUGACGGACUGAAUCACAUUGUCAUCCAAUAUCUCCUGGUACUGAAGAGAAUUCAUGGUACCUUGCACACGCUGAAGCUUCCCAGUACCUGCAGAAGCAAAACAGCCCCAAAGCAUGAUUGACCCCCGCCAUGCUUCACAGUAGGCAAGGUGUUCUUUUCUUCAAAGGCCUUGUUCUUCCUCCUCCAAACAUAGCGUUGAUCCAUGGGCCCAAACAGUUCUAAUUUUGUUUCAUCAGUCCACAGAACACUAUCCCAAAACUUCUGUGGUUUGUCCACAUGACUUUUGGCAUACUGCAGUCAACACUUCUUAUUCUUUGGGGACAGCAAGGGGGUGCGCCUGGGAGUUCUGGCAUGGAGGCCUUCAUUACGCAGGGUGCGCCGUAUUGUCUGAGCAGAAACUUCAGUACCCACAUCUGACAAAUCUUUUCUCAGUUCCUCAGCAGUCACACGGGGACUUUUCUCCACUCUACACUUCAGGUAGCGCACAGCAAUCGAAGUCAGCAUCUUCUUUCUGCCACGACCAGGUAGCGUUUCAACAGUGCCCUUUGCCUUGAAUUUGCGAAUGAUGCUUCCUAUGGUGUCUCUUGGUAUGUUUAACAUCUUUGCAAUCUUCUUAUAGCCAUUGCCCUUCCUAUGAAGAGUAAUCACCUGUUCUCUUGUCUUCCUGGACCAUUCUCUUGACCUCACCAUGUUUGUAACCACACCAGAAAAUGUCUAGAAGGAGCUGAGUAUCACAGUCAUUUUAAAGCUGCCUAAUUGGUGCUUAUUAGGCUUUAUUGCUGCUCCCUGAUAUCCACAGGUGUUUUCAAUACCUGAUUGAAAACACUUCAUUGAACCUCUGUUCUUCAGAGUGGUAGUCUUUAAGGGGUUGAAUAAUUAUGUCAAUGAAGAAUUCACAAAAGAAACAUUUACUACUGUAUUACAAAACUAAUUGAUGUCAUUUUAGUUGCAUAUGGUUCUUUAAGAAGUCCUUGUAGGAUUUCAUUCUGAAUACAAUUACAAAUGUACACUAAAUUCCCCAAACCAUUUACAGCAUUGGGGGUUGAAUAAUUUUGAACACAACUGUACUUUCAGUCACACUAUCACGUGGCCAUUUAAUGCCACUUUAAUGCCCUACUUGACUUCUGCAGACUACUCAACGCAUCUACCCUCUCAUAAUAAAAGUCAGUCAGAAGAAAGGCUUGAAUUUUGGAUGAAAUGUUUUCUUUUCUGAACGAUGAGACAAACGGCAUGCAAUGUACAAACCAAUCAAGUCUCAAACAAUCAUUCAGGUUUUGGAAGCAGAUACUAAACAAAACAGGUGUGGUUGGAACAGAGGACAUAGACAAUAUUAUGUCACAAUAUUGCCACACUAGACAUUUAGAGGCCUUAGAUCAGCGAUGUCCUCUCCAACUAUAACUGACUAAAAAACUUCAUGUAAUUUGUGUAUAAAACAUCGCCCUCUGGUGGUCUGCUGUAUUAAUCCCGUUUUGCUGGAUGGACAGUGACCUCUUGUGGAUCAUCAAUACACUUUGAUGAAGUUUAAUGGCAGAAACCAGCUGUGAAGGAAAACAAUGAGGCUGAAGUCUGUUGAACCGACACCACAUGAGCCAUAUUUCUCCUCUAACAAUCCCAUCUACGCAACAGCCACAGGCCAUUAGCACAACAUUCGCUUCAAAGCUCAACCCUCAGACAAACUGCAGGACAUAUGAUGUAAUGUAAUGUUCCGGAUAUCAUCAUGUUGAUCAGUGAAUGAUUAACCUUAGAGUUCAUGUAAGAACAAAUGGAAGAAGUUUGGAAAUCAUCUACAUUUCAAGAAAAUUCCUCUUGAAAUUCAUUACCUUGACUGUGUUUCUAUGUGUCCCCUAUUUCCAUCCCUGAAUAUAAAUACAUUUUAUUCAAACAUGACACAAUCUAAACAAGAAAGUCUUAGAUAAGCUUUCUCGACACAAAAAUAUGAAAGAGGACACCAUGCAAGGCAGCCAAACCCAAAGAUUUCAAUACACAGCCGUUAUUGAAUUAUCUAGAAUCUAUUGUUUGUUAACUACAGAGAUGUCAUUGAUAAAAUGAAAACACUGAGAAAGCCUAAGCUGCACUUUCACGCUUAAUUAAAAUGGUCAUGUGUACGGGUGAGCAUACUAAAACAUUUUAGUUAGAAAGUUGAGCAUACGCCUAAAGUAUUAAACUUUGGCACAUAACCCGUCCUGCACACUUUGUGCUGUAGAAAUGAAUGAGACGGUUCAUGUAACUUAAUUAGAGGUGUGCCAUUACUUUUCGUAGCUAUUGAACUUGGUAGAGGAUAAAACGAGAGAAACAAAUCCCCUAAAUUAAAAUUAAAUAAAAAAAUUAAGAUCUAGAGGUGGUCUUUUUUGGCUUCAGUCGAUAACAGUGCAUCUAUCAACUGCAUAGCAACAAACUAUAAAACUUUUAGGACAUUUUAGCCUCAUAGUAAUGCCCUGACAACCACCCAGAAUACUUUGGACUAGGAUUCUGCAAUACAAGAAACUCAAAAUUCUAAUUUACGUACCGAUGUAAAUAUAACAAUAUAUUGCAGUUACGUCUGGGUGUACCUACAAGAAAUCAUUUGUACAUCAUUCAAGAGUCAUUAUGAUUAAUUUCCUUUUUAUCCAAACGAAAUUGGCAAUCCUGUUGAAUUUUGAGAAGGUGUAAUAAUUUCAAACACAAAAUAAAAGAAAAGUCAAAUGAGUCGCGCGGGCAAUAUAAUAAUAUAAUCAGACACAGACUGUCACACAGCAACCAACAGGCAUGCGCAGUGCCAGAACUCAAACAUAGUCUAUCUCUCUCUCUCGCUCUCUCUCUCUCUCGCUCUCUCUCCUUUGCCAUCAUAUAAUAACAGUGCUCCAAAAAAUCAUGCUCACCAUAGCAACCUCAGAAGAACAUACAACACUUGGUGAUCAGCAUCUAAGGGGCUGGAAAGACCAGAUCUGCAUGUUAUUGGAUACAGUCAGAAGAGCCAGAGAUCUGUUUAACACCUCACACCGAAGAGACGCAAGACUUCAUGGAGUAACUGGCCCUCACAGAUCUUGUCAUGUCCCGCGCAUGCCCAGAAUUGCAUUGGAGGUGGUUGGAGCUUCACGACUCUGUGUCGAUGGGAUCUCGAGAGAGGAGGGUCCGGACUGCUACGGGAACCAGGCAGUGGAGGAUCCAUCGGCGGGCCAAACCCAGAUACUCAGUGUUGGAUGAGCGCAGGCUACAUUAUGCGGCAUGGGAGGGCUGUAUGGAGCAUGUCAAGGCCAUGCUGGAACAUGGAGUUCCAGCGAACUGCCAGGACUCAUAUGGUUGGACAGCUGUCCACCAUGCCUCAUUCAAAGGUCAUCUCCCGUUGGUCAAGUUCAUUAUGCAAACGGGCCAGGUGGAGGUAAACAGCCAGGACUUCUUUAACUGCACCCCCCUGCACCGCUCAUGCAGCGGAGGAAACCCAGACACCACUGAGUUUCUCCUCCAGAAAGGUGCAUCACAUGAAGCAAGGUCCCGGUCCGGCCAGACGCCCCUUCAUCUGGCUACAGCCAACGGACACUUGGGCACGGCUCGCGUUCUGCUCCAGCACCUGGCUUCACCAAACCCCCAAGACUUUCAUAAGUGGACGCCCCUGCACUGGGCGGUUUUUGGGGGCUGGGGGGAUGUUGUGGAGCUUUUGCUGGAUAAUGGAGCAGAUGUGGAGGGUGGAAGAGGUGUGGGGAUGAGUCCCCUGCAGCUGGCAGUGCUCGUGGGGAAUGAGGCAGGGGUGAGAUUGCUGCUCCACAGAGGUGCAGAUGCCAAUACGAGAGGACCUAAUGGGCAGACAGCCUUGCACAUGUGCGCCUGCUCUGGAGACAAGAAGAUCCUCCAGCAUCUGUUAAAAGGAGGGGCCAAGCUUGACAUCAGGGAUGGAGACAUCGCUUCUCCGCUGCACCUGGCUGCCCGCAGCGGCUCUAGGGCUGUGGUGCACCUGUUGAUUCUGAAUGGCGCAGGACUUGAAGACAGGGACAACCUCAAAAUGACACCACUGCAUUACACAAUGCUCAGGGACAAUGCGGAGGCUGCCAAGCUCUUAUUGCACUACGGGGCAGAUGUGAAUGCUAGAGAGAGGCUAGGGCAGACGCCCUUGCACCUGGCCUCUGAGAGAGGUCACUUAAAGGUACUCAAGGUUUUGCUAGACAAAGGUGCCAACCCCUUUGUAAGGAGCAGCUGGAGAGAGACAGCAGAGGAUGUUGCGAGGACACACAACCACCCGUGUAUUCUUCAGCUCCUUCAGCAACACCAGAUGCUGCGGAGGAGGGAUCAAGACGCCAAAGAGAGAGAAUGAAAAAUGCUUGACUCUUUAUGUCUGUUGGAUCUGCUUCAAAACAUUUGCCAUGGCAACCAUUAUUUUUGCACAAAUACAGUCAUGCUGAACAAAUGUAAUAUAUGUAAUUUAUAGGUAAACUUGAGAAUUUUUUUACAGUGAUCAGUAAGUUUUAUUGGCAGAAUACUGUAGUGCCUAUGAUAUUUCAACAGAAAGUGUGGAGAUUUUGUUAAUGUCAAUAUGAGAAUAAAUGUUCAACAUUUAGA